Mytilus californianus (California mussel) is the source of this 370-nucleotide messenger RNA. Its product is annotated as probable methylthioribulose-1-phosphate dehydratase. Lineage: Eukaryota; Metazoa; Mollusca; Bivalvia; Mytilida; Mytilidae. The record is from RefSeq and is a predicted model, not a curated record. Gene Ontology annotation, molecular function: methylthioribulose 1-phosphate dehydratase activity. Bases 41 to 370 code for a protein of 109 amino acids. The transcript has 4 exons. Gene Ontology annotation, cellular component: cytoplasm.
CCCCCUUAAAAUUGGACAGUUUUAAAAGUUAGUUAAAAAUAUGUGUGCUCUUCCAAAUGCCUCAUAUGGUUCUUCUACACCGACAAACGAGGAAAACCCUCGAAAGGUUAUCCCAGAAGCAGGUCGACAUUUUCAUUCUCUUGGUUGGAUGACUGGAUCUGGAGGAGCUAUUGGUAUAAGACGAGGGGAGGAAAUAUACAUAACCCCGUCUGGUGUUCAAAAAGAAUUGAUGGAACCAGAAGACCUCUUUGUUCAAACAAUAGAUGGAAAGUCUAUUGCGACUCCACCAGCCUUCAAGAAGCUAACUCAAAGCUCGUGUACGCCACUAAUCAUUAAUUCAUUCCUAAAAAGAAAAGGCAAGUUAUAUUAA